UGUAAUUAUGUAGGCGCUUCACUCUUGGUCGUAAGACAAAAUGAUCUAUUGCGGCAGUGAACAAGCUGUGCUGACUCUUGUUUCCCAACGUUUUUGCACCAUGAGGCUCCAUUCUAAUUAUUCCCGUUGAUCGGAGAGGAGAGACAUGUGUAGCAAUACUAAUGACAUAUUAAAAUUUAACGCCAGAACAAGUGGCACAGAUUAUAUUAUUAUGUGUUCUUCUCUUUCUGACUUCUGACUUCUGAGGACAGAGUAGCAGCCUGCAAGUCUCAGGGAAGUAGAGAUCACAAUGGCAUCUGGAGAGCAGAUCACGUUGGAUUUCACUAAGCUGGAUGCACCGCCUGCGUUGAAUAAUGAAGCAGAAAAUUCUCUUUCAGCUGUAUCGAAGACAGUAAAAGUUCCCGUUUCAGGAAAGGAACUUGAAAUCUAUGUGGAAGAGACAGUGAAGAAAGACAUUGCACCCAGAUUUGGAAUUCUUUUCUUGCAUGGCUUGAAGUAUUCGUCCAAGAACUGGCUGGAUAUCAAGUCUAUGUCUAAUGUGGCUAAUUGGGGGUACCGAGCUGUUGCUGUUGACCUUCCAGGUUACGGCAAAAGUGUCAAUACUGUUGCACCAGAAGAGAACUCCGAAUUCUUACAUAGUUUGACGAGAGUGCUAGACCUGCAGCGCCCAGUGAUUGUAUCACCUUCAAUGAGUGGAACUUUCUCCUUGCCUUAUCUGUUUGAAGAGCCCGAGUCUUGCCAAGACAGAAGUAGAGGCUAUGUACCUGUGGCUCCAAUCGAAACCAGCAAACUUGUGGCCAACUAUAAACAGGCUGAGCUUCCCACGUUGGUCAUUGUUGGAACAAAUGACGAGGUACCAGGACUAAGAGAAGAAAGUACCACAAACCUGAUGCAGCUGCCUCGUGCUCAGUACGCGCCCAUAGAAGGUGCUGGACAUGCCUGCUAUCUGGACAACCAGGACGCAUUUCACAGACUGCUUUUCUUUUUCUUGCAGCAGUUGAGCGACUGAUUUUAAGUGGCGUCGGUGGCCUAGUGGUUAGUCUCUCGGACUCGCA
Molecule: messenger RNA, 1055 nt
Organism: Aplysia californica (California sea hare)
Lineage: Eukaryota; Metazoa; Mollusca; Gastropoda; Aplysiida; Aplysiidae
Product: protein ABHD14B
Exons: 5
Coding region: 290-1009 (239 amino acids)
Cellular component (GO): cytoplasm
Source: RefSeq, a predicted model, not a curated record